Candidula unifasciata is the source of this 801-nucleotide messenger RNA. The record is from the annotation of a GenBank genome assembly. Lineage: Eukaryota; Metazoa; Mollusca; Gastropoda; Stylommatophora; Geomitridae.
AUGGACGCCAGUGAUGGCAGUACGGAUCGUGAGGACAUCCCCAGUUCGGGGAGGUCCCUGAGGCAGAAGCUGGGUCUAAUCAUCAAUUCUCAAAAGUUGAUGGUGUUAGUCGUGGUACUGGUGAUUGUGGACUGUAUUGUGGUGCUACUGGAGCUGGCGAUUGAUCUAACAAUUCUUCAACUUGGUGACAACUUGGCUUUUCUUCCACCAGUGUUAUCUUACAGUGGCCUCUUCAUCUUGGGUAUAUUCCUAGUGGAGAUUCUCCUGCGCAUCUACGUGAUGGGCUUGUCAUUCUUCUCACACAAGAUGGAAGUUUUUGACGCUGUUGUGGUGGUUAUUUCUUUCGCUCUGGAUUUGACGUUCGGACACAGUGAUGACGCCUCCGCAGGCGUGGGACUGUUAAUUAUACUGCGCCUUUGGCGAGUGACAAGAAUCAUCAGUGGUGUCAUCAGAUCUGUGCAGACGCGGGCUAACCGAGAGAUCAGGAAAGUACAGCGUCGUGUUAAUGAUCUGGAGAGUAAUCUCAUUCAGUGGCAAGCCUACUCUUCUGAACUGGAACACGAAAUUGAGAGAAUGCGGGCAACUCUGCGCGAGUACCGCGCUGACUUCCAGGCAAGACAUAUUCCUCGUCCCGGCUGUGAGAGCACGGACAAGCCCAGCACUUGUGUCUCUGAAAGGACUCGGCUAGAAGGCAGUAAUGUGGAUAUCGUAACAUCAGUGUUACGGGAAAGCCAGAUUAUAACCAUUGAUCCAGUAGAACCACAUUCGGAUAAUGUGGACAUGUUGCAAAACACAAGCUGA